This is a messenger RNA of Pisolithus orientalis, 1557 nucleotides long. RefSeq lists its product as uncharacterized. The transcript is spliced from 4 exons. Lineage: Eukaryota; Fungi; Basidiomycota; Agaricomycetes; Boletales; Pisolithaceae. The record is from RefSeq and is a predicted model, not a curated record. The coding region runs from base 50 to 1471 and encodes 473 amino acids.
UCUCAGCAAGAAGUUCAAGCACCAACACCCCGUGGAUGAUACAUGACGCAUGAUGAGUGCACCACCUCCUGAUCAGCAGGAUGAAGGGUGCCCGCUGCUACCCCAACGUUCACUACGGAGACGACGGCCUGCUGUAUUUCCUGCCGUCGGCCGCUUGAGGGAUGCCGUUGCUGCAAAUCGCGAUAUCCUGGAGUUCGACGUCCAUCCCGACGAACGGAUGGCCUUCCUGACACUCGUGCACAUACACCUGUACCGAUCUUGCUUUCCCCCGACAGAUAGAUCUAAGGACCUCACAUCCCUUUGGACCUCAGCGAAGGACAUUGCAUCCUUGGCAAAUGACACUGAGAAUCGGCUACUUGUCCUAUGGUCGGAGUACCUGGACACGAAUCCAUCACUUCAAGAAAUUCAAUCUGUUUUGUGGUCCGAGUUCCCCUCGCAGCCUGAAUCUGUGCAGAUCCUGAGAGUGGUGGAUUCCUUCCUCGCCGACCAUGUACCACCAGCGUUCUUGACUCAACCUAUCAUUCAAGCCACUAUGAUGGCUACCUGGAGAAUGGGCCUGCGUUGCAGCGAUGACUCGAGGCAUCACGGUUGGCAACGCUUCGAUACUCUGACCUCACCCAGGGCAAUUCAUUUUCUUCAUCUCUUAGGUCACCUUAUCUUCGUUGGCACUCUAGCCCAUUACUUGCUGUACCCCCCCUCAUUCAUUACGUCUUUCAGCUACCGCUGGUACGGUGCACGCGAAACUUUCAUCUUGGUUAUCGCAGCUUCCUCCCUCGUUGCCCCUUGGUCAAUAUAUUCGUUAUCAUAUCUCCUAGCCUUUCUUGGCUUCCUCCUCACGCUACCCUCAGCACCUCUCCCCGGAAGCUUGGCAUUCAGCCUUCCUGCAUAUGGCCCUCAUGGUCCACGUUGUUUCCCUUCACUUCCCCUAUCCACCCGUACCUUCGCUCCACUUUCCACGUUGCUGAUACAAGGUACUCUCCGAAUCUUGUUACCUACCACUGUAUUUAUUUUGCCUGCCCUUCUCCUCGCUUCAUACCUUGUGUCCGCCUCCCUUGCCGACUCCACAUUCCACCCUUCUAACUUAAAUCCGGCUCCCAUGGACACACGGGCUUCGUUUUCCCUGCUUUUUCUUCUUGUCAUUGGGCUAUUUCUUUUUGCAAGUUUCAUGAGCUUCUCUGCCGCGGAGAUGUCCGUUGUUACCAUGGGCGAACCUUGGGAUCGAUAUACACCUGCGGUUGGCAAAUUAGCUCGGAAACGAUUCUACUGUACCGUCGUCCGCUAUACCGGACAUGUCUUCUUUCCUCCCUUCAAUCUCCUACCGCUGCCUUUGAUUAUUCUAACCUUUGUUCGCUCUAUGUUCGGAUAUCCACAAGCGCCAAGAGUCAAGAAGGUGGAGAUAAUCAUAUGGAGGGUGAGUGUAGGGUUACUUGGCGCUGUGGUCGCAAGCAUCUGGCUUUGGGGCUCGGUCUAAGCCUCAUGUUCUGAAGCACUUGAUACACUCCAGAGUAUCGCAGUCCGUAACCGUAGAGAAUGUAAUUGAAUUGACGUCAUAUGAUU